Penicillium crustosum is the source of this 1485-nucleotide messenger RNA. RefSeq names its product alpha-amylase. NCBI's taxonomy places the organism in Eukaryota, Fungi, Ascomycota, Eurotiomycetes, Eurotiales, Aspergillaceae. The transcript is spliced from 9 exons. Gene Ontology annotation, biological process: carbohydrate catabolic process. The record is from RefSeq and is a predicted model, not a curated record. Gene Ontology annotation, molecular function: alpha-amylase activity; calcium ion binding. Bases 1 to 1485 code for a protein of 494 amino acids.
AUGGUUCUCGCACGAUUUGCUUGGCUUGCUGGCUUUGUUAGCACUGCCAUUGCUGCCACUCCAGCUGAAUGGCGCUCACAGUCGAUCUACUUCAUGCUCACUGAUCGCUUUGCCCGAACGGAUGGCUCGACUACUGCUGCUUGUGAUACCGCUGAUAGACAAUACUGCGGCGGAACUUGGCAAGGAAUCAUAGAUAAGCUGGAUUACAUCCAAGGAAUGGGCUUUACAGCCAUUUGGAUUACUCCUGUGACCGGUCAAUUAACCGAGGACACCCCGUACGGAGAGGCUUAUCACGGAUACUGGCAGCAGGACGCUUAUGCUCUCAACUCGAACUACGGAACUGCAGACGAUCUCAAGGCCCUCGCUGCAGCUUUGCAUGAACGCGACAUGUAUCUCAUGGUCGAUGUAGUAGCAAACCACAUGGGUUAUGAUGGCGCAGGUACUGACGUAGAUUAUACCAAAUUCAACCCCUUCAACGAUGCGAAGUAUUUCCACUCGUACUGCCCAAUCACCGAUUACAGCAACGACACUAUGGCGCAAAACUGCUGGCUUGGCGAUAACGAGGUUUCCCUGCCGGAUCUGGAUACAGAGAGCACGGAAGUGCAAGAUAUGUGGUAUGAUUGGGUUGGAUCUUUGGUCUCCAACUACUCAAUCGAUGGUCUCCGCGUUGACACAGUCAAACACGUCCAGAAAGAUUUCUGGCCCGGCUACAAUGAAGCCGCGGGCGUCUACUGCGUAGGCGAAGUCCUUGAUGGCGAUGCUGAUUAUACCUGUCCAUACCAGGAGGUAAUGGACGGGGUGCUCAACUACCCAAUUUACUAUCCUCUCCUCAGCGCCUUCCAAUCUACCUCAGGAAGCAUGACCGACCUAUACAACAUGAUCAACACGGUGAAGUCGACGUGCAAGGACUCAACCCUUCUCGGAAACUUCGUGGAGAACCACGAUAAUCCUCGUUUUGCCUCCGUCACCGAUGACAUUGCCCUCGCCAAGAAUGCAGCCACAUUCACCAUCAUGGCAGAUGGCAUUCCUAUUGUCUACGCAGGACAGGAGCAGCACUAUAGUGGUGGCGCGGACCCAGCUAACCGCGAGGCUCUGUGGUUGUCCGGAUAUGAUACAGACAGCGAGCUGUACAAGCUUAUUGCGACGGCCAAUGGUGCCAGAAAUCAGGCCAUUGCCAAGGGUACCAAUUAUACUAUUUAUCAGAACUACCCUAUCUACAAAGACGACAGCACCAUCGCCAUGCGGAAGGGCUAUGACGGUGGGCAGACAAUUACUGUCCUAUCUAAUCUCGGUGCAGGUGGUACCGAGUACUCGGUUUCAAUUCCCGACACCGGAUUCGCGUCGGGUGCGAAUUUGACCGAGGUUGUGUCCUGCACUAGUAUUACCGCCGGCGAGAGUGGGGAGGUGUCUGUUCCCAUGUCGGGUGGAGCGCCGAGGAUUUUGCUCCCCACCUCGUUGCUUGAUGGCUCGACUCUGUGCUCGUAG